This is a messenger RNA of Ostrinia furnacalis (Asian corn borer), 499 nucleotides long. Its product is annotated as U4/U6 small nuclear ribonucleoprotein Prp4-like. Lineage: Eukaryota; Metazoa; Arthropoda; Insecta; Lepidoptera; Crambidae. Bases 24 to 398 code for a protein of 124 amino acids. The transcript is spliced from 4 exons. The record is from RefSeq and is a predicted model, not a curated record. Gene Ontology annotation, molecular function: protein binding; U4 snRNA binding; U6 snRNA binding. Gene Ontology annotation, cellular component: U4/U6 x U5 tri-snRNP complex. Gene Ontology annotation, biological process: mRNA splicing, via spliceosome.
UAUCACAUCAUCAUCAUUGCGUGAUGUUCCUGGAGGGGCACCUGGGGCCCGUGCUGGGCGCCGACUGGGCCCCCGCCGGCCACCAGCUCGCCACCUCCGCCGCCGACCACCAGACUAAAAUCUGGGAUCUGAGACGGAGAGCGAUACUGUACACCAUUCCAGCGCAUACGCAUCUAGUUAGCGAUGUAAGGUACCAACGCAGCCACGGCCACUUCUUGCUGACGUCAUCGUACGACAAGUCGGCGAAGCUCUGGUCCAACCCAGCCUGGCAUCCGCUCAGGACCUUAUCAGGACAUGAUAAUAAGGUGAUGAGCGCUGACAUAUCCUACGACAACAAAUACAUAGCCACAUGUUCUUUCGACCGGACGUUCAAGCUGUGGGCUCCGGACUUAUCUUAGAACUAAUAAACAUCAAAAUACGUUGACAGUGUGUGUUAACUGCGCACGCAGCCGUGACGUCAUAUCGACAUUGUAAAUGAAUUGACAGGUUAGUUUGUAAG